AUGGACCUUGUUCAGAAAGAGCAUGAGCGGCUCUCGAAGAAGCUGAAAUCAUCCCAGAGCAUCAAAAAUGUCCAGAAUGCAAUCGAUUUGCUGCAGGCCGCCCGGGACAAAAUCGCUUCAGAUCCAAAUCAAGCGUCUAUAACCUUGGCUAAGCUUCAAAAUCCGAUCAAGUCGUCAUUUGAUGCUAUUAAUGACAAUCUCAAGGAGACACACAGCGGUCUCAAUAAGUACUCCAAAUCUUUAGACAAACUUUUCAAAGACAGACCCUUGCCAAGCACCGAACACGAUGUCCUUGCAUCCCAAGACCACCUCAUUAACCGAGCCAUCGCAAUGCACCUUCUCCGAGAAGGGCAGUUCUCGGUAGCUUCUGCAUUUCUUUCCGAGAUCACAGAGAAAAAGGCCGCGAGAAAACAACAAGAGAACGAUUCACAUACAAAUGCGAUGGAUCAAGCGGCAACUCUCCUCGAUAUCGACGAAGUCCCCUCGAGCGAAGUUCGGAAACAAUUUCACACCAUGUAUUAUAUACUGCACGAGUUGAAGGAAAAUAACAACCUGCUUCCAGCGAUACAGUGGUCAAGAGAUAAUAAAGAUGCCCUGGAGGCAAGAGGGAGUAACCUCGAAUUCGAACUAUGCAGACUGCAGUUUGUUUGGCUUUUCCAUGGUGGACACGAACAGCGCGGUCCAACCCCGGAGGGCCGACAUGCAGCCUUGGAAUAUGCCCGGCAGGAGUUCCAAGUGUUCCUGUCCAGGUACUUGCGGGAAAUUCAGCAGUUGAUGGGAGCAAUGGCAUUUUGCCCCAACUUACAAGAUUCUCCAUAUCGGAACAUAUUUAAUAACCCGUCGGCGUGGGCUGAUGUUUCGCAUUCUUUCACCCGAGAGUUUUGUUCGCUUCUCGGGCUAUCGCCGGAUUCGCCCCUAUAUAUUGCUGCUACUGCAGGCGCAAUUGCACUCCCGACUUUACUGAAGCUACAGGCGAUUAUGAAGGCUAAGCGGACGGAGUGGACUACGGAGCAUGAGCUGCCGGUCGAGAUCCCAUUACCGCCGUCAUACCUCUUCCAUUCUAUCUUUGUCUGUCCAGUUUCAAAAGAGCAGACUACCGACGAAAAUCCACCGAUGAUGAUGCCCUGCGGACACGUCAUUGCCGAGGAAUCCCUCAAACGGCUUUGCAAAAACACCCGGUUUAAGUGCCCUUACUGCCCUAAUGAAAGUCACCCAAGGGAUGCCAGAAAAGUAUUUCUCUAA
Molecule: messenger RNA, 1242 nt
Organism: Aspergillus ochraceoroseus IBT 24754
Lineage: Eukaryota; Fungi; Ascomycota; Eurotiomycetes; Eurotiales; Aspergillaceae
Product: ubiquitin-protein ligase RMD5
Exons: 4
Coding region: 1-1242 (413 amino acids)
Biological process (GO): proteasome-mediated ubiquitin-dependent protein catabolic process
Cellular component (GO): cytoplasm; GID complex; nucleus
Molecular function (GO): ubiquitin protein ligase activity; protein binding
Source: RefSeq, a predicted model, not a curated record